Molecule: messenger RNA, 1386 nt
Organism: Eucalyptus grandis
Lineage: Eukaryota; Viridiplantae; Streptophyta; Magnoliopsida; Myrtales; Myrtaceae
Exons: 3
Coding region: 41-1030 (329 amino acids)
Cellular component (GO): mitochondrion
Source: RefSeq, a predicted model, not a curated record
GUUGAUAGAGUAGCUUUGACGCCAGGGUUUUCCGGCGCUGAUGGAUCGAUGGAGCGCUACUCUGAAGGUCCCGAUCCACGCCAAGGGCGCCGCCCGCUGCCGAGUCGCCGUAUCUCUCCGUCUCUCGCCGUCUUCCGAGACCUUACUCGCGCCGUCCGCCAAUGCCGUCUUCUUCAAUGGGGAUCGAGUCGGAGGGACCGGGAACCCCGUCGUGGAGAGGCUCUCGGACCCGCAGGCGAUAGCCGACGUUCUCGUCUCGAAGUUCGGCGGCGCCGUCAACGCGUGGGUCGUCGAGGCUUCCACCUUCAACGGGCCCUUUGCCGUCUAUAAGGAGUUCGUCCCUUCGGCGAACAAGUAUGGGGAGCCGAGAUCGUAUAGCCACGUCGGGUUCCCUGCUUCUUCGUCGACCGUCUCGCUGUUGUCAAAUUGUCUUGAGGAGGUGAAGAAUGUUCUUUCAAGGAAAAAGAAUCUUGUGUCCACAAGCUUAUUACCACCGCAGGGACAUCCACCGAAAACUGUCAUCCUCGGUUUUAGCAAAGGUGGCACUGUGCUUAACCAGCUGGUGACUGAGCUCAGCCAUUUCGAACCUUCAUCUUCUGGACAUCCAUCUUUUGCUGGACAAGAGCUAUUGAGCCAUGAAGCCCCUGAUAUUCGGGUGGGGACUCAAAUUUUACCUACUACGAAAGAAAGAUUUCUGAGCAGCAUCCAAGAAAUCCAUUACGUUGAUGUUGGCCUAAAUUCCUCUGGCGCAUACAUCACCGAUCCAAAUGUGAUUGGCAGACUCUCCCAACAGUUUGUACAACGAGCUCAGGCAUUGCGAUUUGUCCUUCAUGGAACUCCUAGGCAAUGGUGCGACCGUAAACGCAUUUGGAUUCGCUGUGAAAAGGAUAGACUGCUGCACCUGCUCGAAUCUGAACCGCAGAAGGCCGGAGGCAAAAUACAGGUAGCAGAGAAGUUUUAUUUUGCUGACAGGCCUCCAGAUCUAGAGAUGCAUUUUGCGAUAAUUGAAAAUUUGGAUGUGAGCAUCUAACUUAUAAAAGUUACGGAGUGGUAUCAUGACUUGUACAGCGUUGUGUUUAGACAGAGUUGAGAGCUGCUUGUUUGUGCCUGUUCACUACACUUUACCCAGUUAUUCUUACUCUUGUUGCCCCUUCACAGACACAUAGUUUUUACUUGGCAAAAAAUAAAGAUUAAUUCAGAGUAUGUGUAAGACCUCAGUGUAAUGAAGAAUGAUCAGAGUAUGUAUAAGGACUACCUCAUUGUAAUGAAAAAUGAAACAGUCUCAUCUUUAAGGCCAUCUAUUUAGGUUUCAGCGCAUGUAUUUCCUGAUCCAUGGGAUAGGAGACCUGGGACUUACAUUCAAGAUUGAGUUUCAUGUCAAAGGAG